AUGAAUCCACAGGACAUCCGCGACGACCCGGCGCUACCGCAGCCGACGGCAGAGGUGGCUCCGGUGCUGGAGGUGGAUGCCGAUGGCGUUCGUGUGCGUGAGGCAGUGCACCUGUUCCUUAGCCGUCUCAUCGACCCCGUUCUCCGUGCAAAUUCAAGCCUCUCUGUCCCAGCAACUUCUGCUGGCGAUGACAUCUCUGGCACGCACGCAUCCCUCCACUACGUAGUCACUCAGUUGGAGCGCAUCAGCACGUCAACUAGCUGGUCGACGUGCGUGGUUCGCUGGGCAGAUUUCCUCCGCUUUGACGAGGACGCCGCAGCGGUGCUAGAGUCAGAUUUCCAGCGCUUCUCCCCGUUCAUUAACGAGGCCCUUCAUCAAGUCCUCCUGCAGUACUACGGCGAGGAGUAUGCAAACCGCGGCAAGUGCUACCCCAGUCUCGUGUUCUCGAACGUGCCGCGGUGUUUGACGAUUCGUUCAUUGCGGGCGUCGUUGGUAGGACAACUGUGCGCUAUCAGGGGUGUUGUGACGCGUACGUCGCAAGUGCGGCCGGAGCUGCUCGUUGGCGUGUUCCGCUGCAGCGACUGCGGCACAGAGAGCCUGCCCAUUGAGCAGCAGUUUCACUACACCGAGCCGCCCACCUGCCGCAACACCCAGUGCGAGAACAAGAACAAAUUUCAGCUGAUUCCAAAUCACCCAUCCACACGCUUUGGCGACUGGCAGAAGCUGCGCAUGCAGGAGGACGCAAACAACAUCCCUGCUGGAUGCAUGCCGCGCACAAUGGAGGUGAUUGUCCGCGCCGACGCUGUGGAAGUGGCGAAGCCUGGCGACCGCAUUCUCGCCAUUGGAUGCGCCAUUGUCGUGCCGGAGGUGGCGAAACUGUUCAACCUGGCCAAUCGGCGUGAGGUGCAGCGGCAGCUGACGGGUGGCCAGCGGGCGCAGCAGGACGCGCAGACGGAUAUGGAAGGCGCCACCGGGUUGCGCGCGCUCGGCGUACGAGACCUAAACUACCGCAUGUGCUUUCUUGCCACCACCAUUACGGAUGCCACGGGCGACGACCGCAAGAUGACGCACGCAGUGAAGGAGGCGACAGAUGGGGCGGCGGAACGGGAGGAGGUGAUACUCACCCCCGCCGAGCGUCAGCGGGUGUAUCAGAUGCGUCGGCACGACAGCCUGUUGAAGGCGCUCACGUCCUGCAUCGCGCCGAACGUGUUCAAGCACGAUGUCGUGAAGCUGGGGCUGCUUCUUCAGAUGGUCGGCGGGGUCUCUAAAACGACGAUCGAGCGUAUUACCCUGCGGGGCGACAUUAAUGUCUGCAUUGUUGGUGACCCGUCCACGGCCAAGUCACAGUUUCUCAAGUGGGUCUCAGCGAAUAUGCCACGUGGUGUCUACACAAGCGGCAAGGCGUCCACAGCCAGCGGUCUGACGGCGACGGUGACGCGGGACGCCGACACGGGCGAACGCACAAUCGAGGCUGGCGCCCUCAUGCUCAGUGACCGCGGGAUCUGUUGCAUCGACGAGUUUGACAAGAUGGAGAUGAAGGACCAGGUAGCAAUUCACGAGGCCAUGGAGCAGCAGACCAUCUCCAUCGCAAAGGCUGGUAUCAAGGCGACGCUGAACGCGAAAACAUCGCUGCUGGCUGCGCUGAACCCAAUAGGUGGCAAGUACGACCGUCGCCGCCCUCUGCAGAGGAAUAUCGCCAUGACGGCGCCCAUCAUGUCGCGCUUUGACCUCAUGUUUGUCAUCGUUGACGACUCUGGUGAUGAUGCCGACUUUGCCAUUGCGAAUCAGCUGCUGCGACUGCACCGCUUUGGUGGUGCGGCAGUGCGUCCGCCCUUCACUACGGAGGACUUCCAGCUGUACCUUCGCUACGCACGUUCACUGACGCCGCGCCUCACACCUGAGGCGUCACAGCUCAUCGUGGCCGCUUACCGCGAUAUGCGGCUGCAGGACUCGCUUUCCAACCGCAGCAAGGUGUACCGCGUGACAACACGUUUGCUGGAGAGCAUGAUCCGGCUGUCCGAGGCAACUGCGAAGAUUUACAUGAGCGAGGAGGUGCGCGCUACUCACGUAGAGGUGGCGCUGGAGCUAAUGCGGCAGUCCCUCUCUACACUCGAUAUGACGGAGGUGGAGCUGGUGGGCGGCCCCGCCGACGACACUCCUCUCGAGGAGCAGGAGGGCGUCGUCAAGCAAGAGCCAGAGGCCGCGCGUGGCAGCGCGUCCGCCUCCUCACUUGCAGCUGGUCAUGGUGCCAAUAAGGGCCGCGUCGGCGGUGACGGUGCGGGUGCAGACGGUCAGGCAUGCGUCGCUGACGAGCCGACCUCGGCGUCCUCAGCCGCGGCUGCUGCUCCCCGGCGGAAGGUAAGCAUCAAGGCUGAUCACUACUUUGCUAUUGUGAACCGACUUGUGGCGCACCUCAAGUCCCUCGGUGAUGACGCCGCCCCGACGCGGCAGGAGUUGGUGACAUGGUACCUGGAGCAGGUCAAGACGCUGAAUAGGCCGCUGCUAGAGGCAGAGCUGCGGUAUGUCAACCUCGUUCUCUCGAAGCUGGUCAAAGAGGGAAAGCUGCUGGAGGUGGACGUGCGUGAGGGAGACCCGCCACGCGUGUAUUUGGACCCCAACUUCAACCCCGAUGUGACGCAGUGA
Messenger RNA from Leishmania braziliensis MHOM/BR/75/M2904, 2643 nucleotides. Its product is annotated as putative DNA replication licensing factor. The transcript has a single exon. Gene Ontology annotation, cellular component: nucleus; MCM complex. The record is from RefSeq and is a predicted model, not a curated record. Bases 1 to 2643 code for a protein of 880 amino acids. NCBI's taxonomy places the organism in Eukaryota, Euglenozoa, Kinetoplastea, Trypanosomatida, Trypanosomatidae. Gene Ontology annotation, biological process: mitotic DNA replication; DNA replication initiation; double-strand break repair via break-induced replication. Gene Ontology annotation, molecular function: single-stranded 3'-5' DNA helicase activity; single-stranded DNA binding; ATP binding.